Daldinia decipiens is the source of this 2040-nucleotide messenger RNA. RefSeq lists its product as uncharacterized. The record is from RefSeq and is a predicted model, not a curated record. NCBI's taxonomy places the organism in Eukaryota, Fungi, Ascomycota, Sordariomycetes, Xylariales, Hypoxylaceae. The transcript has a single exon. The coding region runs from base 639 to 1844 and encodes 401 amino acids.
UUCUAAGUUCUAAUUACUGGUUACCGGCUUGAAAAAUAAAUGACCUUCUAAGAAUAGGCUCCUGGUAUUAAUGCAGUCGUUUCUGGCUGUUCCCCACAAGCUUCGUGACUGUAUGUUGGCACCUUAACCCUCGGAUAUAAUUGCCCCUAGAUGUAAGACAUCAGCUGGUUAUUAGGCCAAUCCACUCUAUAGUCUAGAUAGGAGAGAAGACCCCGGUCCUAACUCUCAAUAUAUUCGCUCUAAGAUCCUAUACCUAUCGUCUAUUUUACUCAUCCCGGGCACCUACAAACCGUUGCUAGAAAUCAUACAUAGUAGCUUUAUAAAGCUUCGUAUCAAAAGCUUAAAGACAUCCGGCUAUUGUCGAAUAUUUAUCUCAAUAUGGGAUCCCUCUCACUCGGGUAUCAGCGGCCGGCAUAUGUAGAUAAGAAACAAUUCCUAUCAAACAGCCAAGAAAGUGAAAGUAGUGAUGCUUCACUCAAGUCAGGCCACCCAGGCUCUUCAUCUAGUAUUCCCGAAGCCCUCACCUUUGAUCAAAUCAUGAGCGGUGGAACUUGUCCAGUGUGUACCUCAAAUCAACACCACUCCAGCCCGUAGACUAAUACAGGCAUAUUUCGAAGCCAUGUACCGUCCGCGACUUUAUGAACUAUCUACUCCACAUCGAGCACUCGGCCGAGAACCUACAGUUCUUCCUUUGGUACCGCGACUAUAUAAAGCGGUUUAACGAAGCUGAAACUGUAGAUACGCAGCUCUCUCCAGAAUGGACACAAGAAAUGGAGGAUGAGACAAGCAUCAGGAUCCAAAAGGACGUUUUGGGGAAAAUGAGAAGAGAGCCGAAAGCAGUCGCUAUUUUCAAGGGUACUGACUUUGAGAAAGGGAAAGUAGAUGUGGUAAUGGAAAAUAGAGACCCCUUUUCGACGCCCCCUUCUACACCCAGUACGAAGAUAGCCCCUUCCUUUCUAUCGGGUUCCCAGGCGUCUAGUUACCGUUCGAAAUCCCGGGAUGCUUUUAGUGCUGCCGGUGCUACACAACCAUGUAAGUCGUGUCUGGGUACCAACUCUAACACACGUAUCACUACUAACGCCUUACCUACCUACCUAGUCACCAUCCAACCCUUCAGAGCAGAGAUCAACCGCGUGAUCGCGACCUACAUCGCAGAAGGCGCCCGAAGACAACUAAACCUUUCAAGCCGGGAGCAAAAAGGCGCCAUCCAAGCUCUCGCAUACACAACGCAUCCGUCAGCGUUCCGGGCCAUCGCUAGAAGCAUAGAGAACACGCUCCGACGCCAAGCGCACCCAAACUUCAUCCGCUGGACCAUCUGCAACGGCAACCCAGCACGAAUAACCUUCGCCCGAAGCCUAGGGGCCAGCACCACUCUCUGCGCUACAGCAGGCGCCAUGAUCCUCGCCCUGAGUUCUGCAGCGCGAGGCUGGCGCGCGCUCUUUGCCACCGGCUGGGUCCUGGGCAUCGCGACGCUGAUCGCAGCACACAGGGGGGUGUGCGUGGUGGUGCUGCACGGGCUAUACCACCGCCACGCGCGGCCGUGGGAGCUCUUCGACGACGAGUCGGAUCUAGGCGGUCGGAGCAGAGAAGCCACGGGACAUGAUAACAACGACAGCUUCGACUCGCUUGGCUCUAGCAACAGCUACGAGGACGAGCCGUGGGUGGUGCGGUACGAGCGCCGCGGACGGCUGCGGAAGGUGUUUGAUUGCGAGGUCUGGAUCCGGGAGCCGGCGCUGAGGCGGAUACAGGACGUCAUUUUUGUGCAGGCGCUGCUGGGUGGGCUGCUGGGUGCUGGCGUGCUGACGGCUGUGUUUGUGAAUGUGCCUGCUGGGAGGUUCUUCUAAGGGGAUAUAAAUAUGUAACCUUAGUGUGUUAGGCCUUACUGUGUUGGAACUUAGGGGUAUGCUUAUUCUAGUAUGCUGCGGUUUCAUGUUUGGGUUUGCAGUAGUAUUGUACCUACCUCGGCCUACUCGGGUAGACCCAGCGGCAGGAUCCGUAGGUAGGUAUGUACCUACCUUAAAUACCUAACCUACGGUUGGC